AUGAUACCCAACUCUUCUGCCGGCGGCCAAUCCUGGGGCCACCCCUUGCGCAAUGUCGAUUACGGCUCCGGACGCGUGGAUGCUUCUCAAGCUUUCAAUACCCCCGACUUUCGAUCCGAGAGGCAACAAUAUACACCCGUCAUGCCGCCGCAUACCGGGCAGCCAACUGUUAUCGAUCUCACCUCGAGUGCAAAUGAUGCGCAUGAGAGGGAACCCCCGGCAAAGCGACUGAAACUGGAUAUAUCUGCUGGGCCGUCCGCAAAUGAUGCAAGUCCCGCGCCGGCGAAUAUUGGAGACUCAAGGCCCACCCCAGCAGGGGCCUCAAAGCCCUCCGCGCUCUCCUGGCGUGGUCGUCCCGUAUGGUCCUUCCAGGCUAUGAUUUCGGAGGUCACCGGCGGUGCAGAAGUCACAGUGGAGGAUGUGGUUUUGACGCCCGAGGGCAAACGGCCCGCGUCGCCUCCUCCGUAUCCCCAGCCGUCUUGGAAGAGCGCACUACCGGAGCAGCUUGGAGGUAACGCGACAAGAGCACCAGAAUCCAGCUCCGCGAAGAAAGUACAGACGACCCCGUUCCGCGUCGAAGUGCCAUCUGUAGCGCCUGCUCUCAAAGGAGACAAAGUGGCUGAUUUUGCACCAUGGUCUGGGGGGCACCCGGAGGAUGUCUUGAAUGAGCAUACGGUGAAACAGGGACACUACGACCGCACGCAGGUUUCCCAGAACGAGUCCAAUACGGCGCGCCCAUCUCUUUAUGCGCAAUUGAAGCACCGCUCUGGCCUGCAGAUGCUGUCGUCUGUUUUCAUGUCUGCGUUGGAUAAAAGACAAAACCACAAUACAGUAAAUGCGCCAUCAAACUUCAAGCCGCCACCUCGCGUUACUUUGACGGAUAAUAAACGUGAAGCUUGGCUCCGUGAUCUUGCCAAUCCGUCGGUUCCCCUUCGCAGAUUGAGCCGCACGAUUCCCCACGGCAUCCGAGGCAAGGCUCUCCUUGAUCAAUGCUUAAGCAAGUGGAUUCCGGUCAACCGAGCCGUAUGGCUUGCAAAGUGUGUCGGCGCCAACGAGAUACGAGCCUGCAAGAGACAAGGAAGGUCCGGCACAGUAGUGGUGGGCUCGGAUGUCAAGUGGGUUCGUGACUGGACGAGCGGUGUACAGCAGUUCCUCGAGGGAGUAAUAGGGACCUGUGGAUCGACAGACUGGAAGUCCAAAAUGACAUAUGCAACCAGCCUGACAGCUCGCUUAUUCUUCGAGCGUUUGCUUGAUCAUGACCAGUAUUUAACUUGGUUUUUGUCAUCUUUGGAGGGCGCCUCACUGAACAUGGUCCCUGUCUGGUUGCUAAUGCUAGGUAUAUACUGGGACAGUAUGUUGCGUUAUAGAAAACGUGGACGGCGGCUGGUCGAAGUGCUUCUCGAAAAGCUGCGCCAGGUAACUGAGCUCGGACGGCCUACAAUGCUUCAGCCGCUUGCCGAUCGGCUUUCGUGCUGCAUAAGAAAGCUGGUACUCGAACAUACAUCGUCCGUGAUACUUCCGAACUCGUGGGGAAAGCACCGAGAUCUGAUCCUUUCCUGCCUGAAUAUGAAGGAAGCCGCGGACAAGACAAUAUUUGACAGCCUCGCGGAACGUAACACUCGAAUACAAGUGCCGAAAGCUCGACCAGAAUCCACACAACAGUCUGCACAACAACGAGUGAUUCAGCUGUUCGAUUCAGUACGAUCGUCCCAUGACAUACCCUCUGCCUCCGCGGCAUGUCUGAAUGCCUAUGAAGAUAGGCUAGCACUGGUCUCAAAACUUCUCGAGUGGUCGGCAACGCCAUUCCGCUCUGGUCUUCGCCGUGUGUAUACAGCAGCUCGGCUCCUGCGGAAGUGGAAAAUGUCUGGCGUUGACAUUGAUUCUUACAUAAUUUCUUUUCUGAGCACCGUUAAGGACAUGGCUCAGCUGGAAAUGGACAAUGUCUACCAUGUCAUAUCCGAACUCGUCAGGUCUCAAACUUUCUCUAUCAGCAGAUAUCUUCAAUGGCUCAUGGCUAGAGGGGUUACCGGAAACUUGGAUGGUGCAAGUGGCAAGGUUUUAUCUGCUGAUGCCUGCCUUCUCACUCAACUUCCCAUGGGUCGUUUACCAGAACACAUCCGCAAUCUUCGCCUAACGCUUCUAGCUCGUGCUGGGGUGUCGAUGAACGAAGAGGUUUCCAUCAUCAAAUGUUUAAAGUCCUCGAUAAGCCAACGUCUGCCCAAGAUUUUCCAUGGCGUGGCUAGCAAUACGAUCUACACCAACUUUUCACAGCUCCAACUGACAUGGGCUAUCAAGUCUGAGAUCAGCAUGUGGGUUCGACAGGGUGUAGCCAAACAUUUAAAGAAUACAUCAAGGGAACUCGUCGGACGCCCCCUCUCAUUCGACUCAAAGAUUUCAGCCUUAACCUCAGAAGAGUUUUACUACAUUCGAGAGAUAUUAGAGCGUUUUGGAGACUGCUCGAUCCUGGCAGAUGUGCUCAAACAAGCUACUGAAUGCGAUGACAACAUAGUUCUAGCAUCUGCGUCCGAUACUAUCAACUACCACUUUGACGCCUUGUCUGUCAUCGGCGCCACAUCAGAUCUGUUUAGAGGGCUGAUAGGGUCCUAUGCGCGCCUCAAGAGAUUCGGCACUCUCAACUUGGACUUCGUCUUCUCAUUGAUCGAGCUCGGCCUACGAUUUCCUGACGAGUCUAGCACCGUUUCUCUUCUCCGUCAAGACCUUGCUCGGAUUGAAAGCAAGUCCGCACUAGCAGCACCUUCACCACUAUCGGAUCACAUUCCUACGACGUUCAACGAUGCCGAUGCCUCGUUUCAAGAAAAGCUAGAUCAGCUUCUGUCUGGCGGCAAUGGCUUAGACGAGUCUUCGAUGGGCUCUGUUUUCAACUCACUCACGAAGAUUUUGACGUGCGGUAACGGAAGGGCCAAAAUGUCGGCAAAAGAUGCUUGCAGAUAUCUGGCUUACCUGCGGCCCUUCAAUCCCAAGUAUCUCGAUCUUAUGCUAGUGAGCUUUGUGUUUCUGGUCAAGAAGCUAUCGACUGCUGAGAAAACGAAAGCGAUUAUUCCCGAUCUAGAUUGUUUGCGGCUGGACCUGCUUGAACUCCUGAUUCCUCAGGAGGACCAUACCGGGGACUUGGUCACUUAUCGUUUCCGCCUGGCGCAGCAAGAGUUCUUCUCCAAGUACCCUGACGAAACCCUGAACAUCAUUAACGAUGCAAUUCCUUUAUUCGAUUCCCUUUCCCAGGACAGGGAUUCAGAGUCAAAGCGGUCAAAGCGAGCCGAGUUUCCAGCAUGCACUGCAGCAUUGCUACGCACUUUACUUGCACAGAACCCGAAACUUGUGCCGGAAUACUGUAUGCGGAAGCUCGGGGAUCCCUCAUCAUUCAGUUCUGUGAUAGGAAGAGCAGUUGACACCCUUUUGGGUCUUGACUCAGAUGGCGGUUUGUUUUCCUGGCCUACUAACUCUAGUGUACAACCGACUCACUGUUCCACAGGGAAGGAGCCUAGCUCACAAGCCGAAAGAGUCAUUCUCAUGAACAGUGACUUUUCACUACCAUUUUGUCAGCUGAAGCUGCAACUUCUGUUCAACGCAAAGGCGGGCGAUGAAGUUAAGAACCACAUAGUUGACGUGAUGUUCAAGGCUGCGGUGACAGACUCUCGCUCCAAAAGAUCUCAUUGGGUUGGUCUUGUCAAUCUUAUGGAUCAAGAUGCAGCCCGACAGAUUCGCGAGCGGGCGGAAAGCAGCUUUUUCUCCGUUACGAUGUUUGACGAACCCGCGGAUGAUCCGUCAUCGCCUACUGGAGCGACCAGCACAACCUCGAUCGAAAGUGCGAGACUAUACCUGACAAUUAUUGAGAAAUUGGCGUAUAGCAUUCCUCAAUCUGGUGUUCAACCACUGGCGCCUCUUCUGGUGGAGCGGCUGGAUUUCCUGCUACAGAAACUCAUCAUAAUGCAAACCAACUCGAACAGCUUCGCUGAGAACAGGGACGCUUCCAGCUCAGGUCCAGCCGUCAUGUCGCGUUUCAAUUUUGAGCGAUCCCUUGCCUUUUGGUUCUCCGCGCUCCUCAGGUUGACUGUGUUGCACCGUGCUGCUUUUAACGCGCCGCCAUCUAUGGGCUUCAAGGCUGGCAGCUUACAGGAACAGACCCGCUUGCUAGUGUCUAUAUUCUGCAUCUCGCUGGCAAGGCUGCCAGAUAAUAUCCUUCGUCUGUUUCCAACUGCCGACUAUUUCCCCCACGCCAUACAACCUCAGAACUUCCGACCGUGUCCGGGGAUUCUGCUACAAACCCACGCCUUGGACGUCGCCGCGUCUCUCAUUGACUCGUUCCCGGAUGAAGCACGCCAGCAAUGCGGGCGUUUCCUCAGAGAGAAGUGCCCUCCCUUCCUCAAAUUCCAGAAUGACCGCCGAUUUCUCUAUCUCCUGGGUCCAGUGUCGGAGGUGACUAUUCCCAGCUCUCAACUCUCAAUAUCCAUUUCGUCCCCUGCUGCUGGCGGCUCUACUCCAAUCCCGACACCGUCAGGAAUUCUCCCGGGUGGGCCUCCAAACCCGUCAACGCAAAAAAUGGUUGCGUCUACUGGUUCACUUUCCGGGCUGUCUGAGAACACGAACAUCGUCUCGGACCGUCUUCGCGUACAGCACCGCGGUCAUAUCGCUGGGCCAUAUGCCCUACGGCAAUGGGAGCUUCUUGAGGAUGCGGCUCCCCUUAUGAGUGUGAAUGACACCGCCUUGAGUUUGAAGCUCUUUGACGCCAGACGUGUCAGGGCUCCUCAUACAUAA
Messenger RNA from Aspergillus mulundensis, 4773 nucleotides. RefSeq names its product mediator of RNA polymerase II transcription subunit 12. Bases 1 to 4773 code for a protein of 1590 amino acids. Gene Ontology annotation, molecular function: transcription coregulator activity. The transcript is spliced from 9 exons. Lineage: Eukaryota; Fungi; Ascomycota; Eurotiomycetes; Eurotiales; Aspergillaceae. Gene Ontology annotation, biological process: regulation of transcription by RNA polymerase II. The record is from RefSeq and is a predicted model, not a curated record. Gene Ontology annotation, cellular component: mediator complex.